AUGACACUGCCGUACGUGGUCGAUGCGCAGACGUCGCUAUCGCCUGCCGAGCUGCAGGUCUUGCAUGACCAGUACGAGACGGAGGCCUCUUCUGGACACAUUACAACACAGACCAAGUUCAACUAUGCUUGGGCGCUCAUUAAGAGCACGCACAGGCAGCAGAUGCUUCAGGGAGUGGCGCUCCUUACCGACAUUUACCGCACGGAUCCACCGCGCCGUCGCGAGUGCCUGUAUUACCUAGCGCUGGGCCACUAUAAGCUAUCUAACUUUGAUGAGGCGAAGCGGUUCAAUGAAGGGUAUAUUGGUAUGGCCCUCUUGGGCGGCGCAGCCACCGUGGCAGGCGUUGCACUGACCGCGCUCUUGCGGCGCAGUCGUAGGUAG
Messenger RNA from Malassezia sympodialis ATCC 42132, 381 nucleotides. RefSeq lists its product as uncharacterized. The transcript is spliced from 2 exons. Gene Ontology annotation, cellular component: mitochondrial outer membrane; peroxisomal membrane. Gene Ontology annotation, molecular function: protein binding. Gene Ontology annotation, biological process: peroxisome fission; autophagy of mitochondrion; mitochondrial fission. NCBI's taxonomy places the organism in Eukaryota, Fungi, Basidiomycota, Malasseziomycetes, Malasseziales, Malasseziaceae. Bases 1 to 381 code for a protein of 126 amino acids. The record is from RefSeq and is a predicted model, not a curated record.